Messenger RNA from Fusarium tjaetaba, 3885 nucleotides. RefSeq names its product signaling ykoW. Bases 1 to 3885 code for a protein of 1294 amino acids. The record is from RefSeq and is a predicted model, not a curated record. Gene Ontology annotation, molecular function: iron ion binding; heme binding; oxidoreductase activity, acting on paired donors, with incorporation or reduction of molecular oxygen. Lineage: Eukaryota; Fungi; Ascomycota; Sordariomycetes; Hypocreales; Nectriaceae. The transcript is spliced from 7 exons.
AUGGGCGGUAUUGCCAUUUGGUGCAUGCACUUUAUCGGCAACAUCGCACUCACUCUUGCUGAGGGCGAGGCAGAGAUGCAGAUUGUGUACUCGAGUGGCAUGACAGUGCUCUCCUUCUGCAUGCCUGUUCUUGUUCUCCUCGGCGCAUUUUACGCGAUAGGUAUCUCGAAUCGAAUCGUCUGGUGGAGAGUGAUAACAGCGGGCGUUCUUUGCGGCUGUGCCAUCUGCGGUAUGCACUACUUGGCCAACGCUUCCAUCAAGAACUAUCAGUGCAUCUAUGAACCGGCAUAUAUCGUUGGUGCUGCUAUUAUUGCCGUCGCUGCGAGUACUGUUGCGCUGGCAAUGUUCUUUAUCUUUCAGUCGCUCUCGGCGAGUAGUUGGUGGAAGCGAACUAUCUCUGCUAUCAUCCUCGCUGGAGCGGUAUCAAGUAUGCACUGGUGCGCUUCUGUUGGUACUCAGUACAGACUGCUUCAUCUGAGGAAACUGGAACGAGGGGACCGUACUGCGACCGCGGUGGCAGUUAUUUGCUUAUCUUUCAGUGCCUGCAUCAUCAUUGCUGGAUCGGCUAUCCUACGAGCCCGCACUCUAAGAGGUGCAGCCCUGCGUGCUCAGCAGAUCGAACUAGCGGCUAUUGUCUUCAACAAAGACGGAUGUCUUCUCGUCGAUAGCAACGGCGUCUUUCCAAACACUGUUGUCACCGAUUUCUUCAUUGGAGAGAACACCGACGACAAAUUCAACACUGCCCAUCCGCAAUUCCACUGGAUGUUUCAGGCUUCGCGGAAUUGGACUGGAAUAUCGGGUUUAAUAAAUGGCAUGAAGCAGCAUCUCCGACAGCUACCGCACAAAAGCCAGCAUAAAGAUCCGACGAAGGGGAUUCAGCUCAUAGACGACGACGGAGAGCUCAUUAACGGAUAUUCAGUCAUCUUCCGCGAGCUAUUCUGCGUCGCCGCCUCCAAGCUCAGCGAUCAACUUGACGAAUCCAUCACAACGAUGGGUAUUCUAUGGGACGAAAUCAUACCCAAACGAUCGGUCGCGAACCCCGCUUACCUACAAGCACUGGAGAAACAUCGCGACAAUCACAUUUCCGAUACGAGCAAGAUACUACGCAAGGGAUCGACGACGACGGGGGAGAGUCACCUUGAGAAGGGUGUUGGGAUUGAGCUUGAGAACGAAAUCGACGGUCGAGGAGCGCUCAUGUUCUUGGUCCGUCGUCUUACAUCAGAUGACGAGGUGAAACGACUUGAGACAGCUGGUUAUCGAUUCGUCGAUCCGGUUCAAGUGUGCAACGAUGCGAGAAACCAUUUGCAGAUGCAGAUCCAGUCCAGCGAGUUCGAACACAAGUUACGCGACAUGAAGGCUUUUAUAUCACAGCAAAAUCGUAUCAAGCCCGGAGUUCACCUUGGUCUUUUCGCCAUUCAGGAUCGAAGACUUAAUAAUCAUCACGUUCUGGUACAAAAGGAUGCUCGCGAUUUACUCCCCUUGGUACCUCUGCCACUAAGCACCAUCGAUGAGACACAAGUGCGAAUGGUACAAGGGCUUAGUGGGUUUCAAGUUCCUGAGGUAAUUCAAAGGCUGAGGACAUCGGGAGCGUCUUCGAGGUCUCCUGAUGAAGAACUGUUUGCCCACUAUCUUUCCAAUGCCAUUCACUCAUUACAUGAAUUGGCACAGGAACCUUUAUUCCAUAAUGCUGUGCUUAGUCCGACUAUACUACGACUUCCCUAUGGAGUCGACGGAGGUGACGCUGAAGAGACGGUCAUCAUGGCAUUGAGGCUCAAGAUAUCUCACCCCGUCUUCUCAUCUGGUCCCAACUGCCAAUGGGUCCCUCUUAACUUCUUCGGUAUGCGACAAGUCUUGGAACAAUCGCGACAGGAGUUUGUACGAGUUUUACACCAGGACUUUGAUCCAUCUACAAUGCCCGCAAGUCGGGCUAACAACGAGCUCACUUCUGGACCUUUAUCGACGCUCCGCCGGCUAAAGCGUUCCGAAGGAUCAAUCAACUCAAAAGGCAAAAAGCCUCGCGUUCCAAUAAUGAGACUAAGAGCCUCAUCAAAAGACUCUACACGCUCAUCAUCAACGAUAAACCUAUGUCCCGCUAAGAGCAGCGAAGCUCACAACGAGCGCCUUCCAUCAACAGACACAGUGGACGUCUACCCUCCCGAACGUCAUUAUACCUCACAUCAACAAUCGUUCUUAAACGGUGGUAUCGUUGUAUUCCAGGAGGUCACCGUUCAAGUUGAACAGAAGAAGUCUGAGUCGAAGGAUAACUUGGAACUAUCGUGGAGCCAUGACACAGUAACUGAGCCGCCAAAGGUACAUCAGCGACAUAACAAGAAGAAUGAAAUACCAGUAGUACAGGGCAUUGAACUACAGCCGUCAGGGAGGGGAACAACAGAGGUUUCUGUUGAGUCUCGUUUGACUAACCGUGGCGCUCAAGGUAAACCGUUUGUCGGAAACCUCUUCGAGAUCCCCCCAUACCACUCUUGGCUCAAGUUCAAAGAAUGGGCCGACACGUACGGCCCCAUCUUCCGUCUCAAUCUCAUGGGGCGACAGCAUAUCGUCUUGUCGACCGAGAAGAUUGCCAACGAUCUCCUGCGCGAGCGAGGCAGUUAUUAUUCAUCUCGCGAGUUUCUCCCCAUGGCAUCUGGAAUUGUCUCCGGCGACAUGAGGCCAUUGCUUCUUCCAUACAAUGAUCGAUGGCGUCGAGGCCGGAAGUUGAUGCAUCAGUUGACCAUGCCAGCGGCGGCAGACUCAUACCAGCCUGUCCAAGACUACGAGUCCAAGAAGCUGCUGGUGUCCUUGCUCGAGAUACCCUCGAACUAUGAAAAAUGGUUCGAGCUGUACGCUUCAGGAGUUGUUUUCCGGAUUGGGUUCGGCAAGUGGAUAGAGACGGGCGAUGAGGCUGCUGUUAAGCGAAUUAUUCAAGUUGUCCAUAAUGUGGAGCGAGUCGCAUCACCUGGAGCCUACUUGGUCGAUUCGAUGCCAUUCCUCAACAAUUUACCAGAAGCAAUGGCCCCAUUCAAGAAAGAGGGGCGGAAGCUACAUGAGGAGGAACUAAGCCUUUUUAGAGAACUUCAGUCUGAUGUGCGUCACGCAUUGGAGAAGGGCUUCGACACUCAGUCUUUCACACGCACAUUCCUUGAGAACAGGGACAGCUUCCAGCUUUCAGAUGACGAGGGGGCCUAUGUGAUUGGUACUUUGUUCGAGGCUGGAAGCGGCACUACGGCGGCGGCUAUGAUGUCGUACUGUCUCGCCAUGUGUCACUACCCAGAGUGGCAGAGGAAGAUGCAGGAUGAACUCGAUGAGCAGGUGGGCGAUCGUAUGCCCGAGUUCGAGGAUAUUCCAAAGCUCCCAACGGUGCGUGCCGUAAUUAAGGAGGUACUGCGGUGGCGCCCUGUCACUGCAGGUGGGUUUCCUCACCAGCUAACCAAGGACGACGAGUACGAGGGGUUUGCCUUCAAAAAGGGGACGAUAUUCCAUCCCAAUCAAUGGGCAAUCCACCGAGACCCAACCUUGUACCCUGACCCAGACAGCUUCAGACCGGACAGAUGGCUAGACCCAAAGUUCCCAACCUACAGAGAACCGCUGUCCAAGUUCCCCAACCUGCAGAAUUACAGCUGUUUCGGAUUCGGACGACGUAUCUGCCCAGGCCAGAACAUUGCCGAGCGGUCUCUGCACAUCUUGACGGCUCGGGUCGCCUGGGCUGGUAGCGUUGUCAAGAAGAGAGAUGCGAACGGGAUGGAGCUGCCGGUGCCGCUUUAUGACUAUGCCAAGGGGUUCAACACCCAGCCGGAACACUUUGACUUUGACAUGGUUCCGCGAUCGCAGGCGAGACUUGUGGCUAUUAGGGAAUCUCUGAGGGAAGCAAAGUCAAAGCGGCCAGCAUAG